AUGUCGUCCAAGGCCAAGGUUGGCUCCUGGCUCGGCGAUGGCGCUGGCGCGGCCAAGAAGGACGCCAACGAGAGCGACUCGGAGUCGUCCGCUGCGUCGGUCGUGAGCGAUAUUGAGGAGCCGCCCAAGGCGAACGAGGUCGACGAGCUCGAUGACGACGACGAUGAGCUUCAGACCCCGGACGAGAGCUCACGCGAGCUCAACAUUGACUGGGAGGUCGUGCUUCCCAAGGUGCGCCCGGCGCUUCUCGACCGCAGUGGAAAGAGGAGGGAACAGUUUGCUGCCCGCUUCCUCUAUGUUACCGACGAGGCUCCGGCUCCGGCUCAGGUCCCUGCUCUUCUUCCUCCCCUCCUCCAGUCAUUGAUCGCCAUGAGCGACCUCAAGGCUAUCGAGCUCACGAGCAACGUUCUUAUGGCGCUUGUGGCGCGUGACGAGAGGCAACAGUCUGCGCUCAAGCUCGGCGACAAGCUUGUCAAGUGGGGUGUCGCCGAGGUGGAGAAGGCCGCCGCUGCACCCAAGUCGACUACAUCGCUUGCCAUUGUGCCCCAGCUCAUCCUCUUUGAGGCUCUCAUUCUUGCCCUUGCGGCUGUGACCGAUGCCGUGGAGGUGCGCUCAGCCACCACUCGUGCGGCCCGCGCUCUUCGCAUUCGCCACAAGGUCAACAUUCGUGUGUGGCGCGUUAUCCGCCAGCUCAAGUUCCACCUUUCGGCCGUCAUUACCAUCCUUGCCACUAAGGGUACCCACCCUGUUCGCGCCGCAGUCCUGCUCGGCCACGUCGUUGGUGUGGCUCUCCGUGUCCGCAUGAACAAGGGCAAGCCCGAGGGCCGUGCUGUCAUCGAGGCCGAGAAGGAGGUUAUCACCACCUACUACUCGACCAACAUCCUUUCGACAAAGGUCGCUCUCCCCCCACACGUCCCUCUCGCACUCCAGGAGUUCCUCGCCAACUUUGUGACCGAGGAUGUUCUCGUCGGCAAGCUCAUCCCUACCGCCGAGCGCAUGCUCCUCCGCUCGCCUGAGAUUGCUCUCACCCUCACGGCUGACCUGAUCGACUCGUGCAAGGUCGACAUUUCGUCCAUCAUCCCCGCAAAGCUGGUGCCUGCCGUCCUGUCGGCAUCCAAGUCGUCUAACGCCGAGACUCGCGCCAAGUCGAUUCUCCUGCUCAAGGCUAUCGUCCGCAAGACUUCUUCUCCCGAGGCUCUUGCGAAGCUUGCGACAGAGCUUCUUGCCCUCCCCAAGACCGGCAAGACUGCCAGUGCCGAGCAGCGUGUUGCCCUGUACACCAUGGUUUCGGCCCUCCCUGAGGCUGCAGCGUCGGUCGUUGUUGACACUCUUCCUCCUAUGGUUGCCAAGGAGGCCAACGAGGCUGCACUCAACGCCCUCGCUGCUGCCCUCGGUAACCAUCUCGCCGCCGUCCUCGUUUCGGACAAGGCCGUUGCCGCUGCUUCUGCCACCGCCCUCGCCAAGGAGCUUGCCUCGACCAAGCUCCCCACUCGUCGCGCUGUCUCCAACUCAGUCGGUACCGCUGUCUGGUCGGUCUACACCAACAAGGCUACGUUUUCUGCCGAAGGAGAGAAGCUCGUGGCCUCGUUUGCCCCUGCGCUUGAGAACAACCUCAAGACCGCCGCCGCUAACCCUCCCGCCAACUCCGCUGGCUUCCUCGAGGGUUACGUUGCGGUUGCUCUUGCCCUUGGCCCUCUCAAGUCGGUGGCAGGUGCGGCCAAGCUGGCGUCCAGUCCCGCGCUCGAGUCGGUCCUCACCGUCACCCCCAAGCCGUCGUUCAUCCUCAACCACAUGGCCUACACCAAGCUCACCACCGCAGAGGAUGAGAUGUGGCUGCUGCACGCCUUGAGCGUGUUGGUGGAGAACAACGCCGAACUUGGCCCCGAGGCGGUCCGCGUUGCCAUUGGUCUCGGUCUUAUCCACCUUGCAUUUGAGUCCAAGCACUCGCAGGUGCGCCGUGAGACUUUCUCGACCGUCACCAAGCUCUCCAAGGUUCAGCCUCGUCUCACGGCCCAGGUUGUCCGGGAGUCGCUCUCCGUCUGGCUUGGUUUGCAGGACGGGCUGCGUAUUGCUGCCCGUGCCAAGCGCCAGGUUGGUGAGGAGGACGAGGGUCACGUCUCGCGCUCGCGUGAGAUUGGCCGUCUCCUCUUGGCCGCGGUUACCCCUUCGGACAAGGCCGAUAAAGCCACGCUCGAGGACAUUGCCGCCGACUUUGUUGUGCUCGCUCACCACCCCGAGAUUGGCGAGGAGUCGUCGGUCUCGUGGAUCACGAUUGUUCAGCACCUUGGUCUGGACCCUGCCCGCCUCGUCCAGAUCCAUCACCAGGUCAUCCUCAAGAAGCUGUGGGAGUCUGCCUCUGCUCCCCCCAAGGACUCGCGCUUCGCGGAGGCCGCCUACCGUGCUAUUGCCACUCUCGCAUUCCUGGACCCCGUUGAGUUUGUUGCCGAUGUCCUCGCCAAGGCCAAGAGCGACCUCGACCCCGCCGCCCUCGAGUUUAUCGGUCUUGAGGAGCGCGGUAUCUGGGCCACUCCCGCCGACCAGCUCUACGUCGAUGUCCUUACCCCCAAGAAGGAGGGCGAGAACAAGAACCGCAAGAACUAUGCGGACGAAAAGUGGGAGCAGGAGGUUCGCGACGAGCUUGCCAAGAAGAAGGCCACUACCAUUGCCAAGAACCUGUCCAAACAGGACAAGGCUCUUGUGGCGGCUCAGCAGGCCAAGGAGGCCGACAUUCGCGCCCAGAUUGCCAAUGUCCAGGCUCGCCUUCGCCGCGGCCUCGAGCUUGUCGCUGCUCUUGCCGACUCGCACGUCUCCGCCGUCGAGAACCAGCUCGACACCCUUGCCAACCUCCUCCUUCAGAGUGUGUUCGGUCCUGGUGCGUUCCUUGUCGACAGCCGCUCGUUUGAUGUCUUCAUCAAGCUCAGCUCACUCGCCAACGACCGUCUUGGCGAGUACCGCCGUAUGGUUGCCGCUGCUCUCCUGCGCAGCUACAACGCUCCCUUCAUCCCCGAGGACUACCUUCACGAGGAGGUGGGCGACCUUGUCACUCGUAUCAUGCACGAGGUCAACUUUGUUGCCUCGAGCUCGCCCCUCGACCCCGUCACGUUCACUCUUGUGAGCAUGCUCAACAAGCAGAUCGUCAACCUCGGCGGCAUUGGCUCCGACUCGGCUCAGAGCGAGCAGGCUCAGGAGCAGCUCACCCUCGUUGUUGCCAUUAUCAGUGCCUGCGUCGGCGAGUUUGAGAACGACCAGUACCCUCGCCUGUCGACGGUCCGCGACCUCAUCCAGAUCAUUGGCGGCCACUCGCGCCUGGCCAAGGACGGCUCGGCUGCCCUUGUGGACCUCGGUGCCGCCAUUCGCGACGUUGCUACCCCCGACGAGAUCAGCGAGAUGAUUGCUGGCACUCUAUCUGCCGAGUCCAACGUGCGCAACUCCGCUCUCCAGGCCCUCCAGCCCGUCGACCUUACCGAGCUCAACUACUCGGAGGAGCUUUUCAUUGCCACCCACGACAAUGACGAGACCAACGCUGCCCUCGCCGAGCACCUCUGGGAGGACAAUGGUCUCGAUGUUCCCGAGACUUACCUCGACUCGCUCAUCCGCUACCUUGCCCACUCGAGCGCUGCUGUCCGUGCCGGUGCUUCGGCAGCCCUUGCCGAUGCUGCCGAGCAGUUCCCCUCGCAGCUGGAGCCCACUAUUGUCGGUCUCCAGGAGCUCUAUGUCGAGAAGGCCAAGCUCCUGCAGCCCGAGUACGACCGCUUCGGUAUGGUCAUUCCCGAGACUGUCGACCGCCCUGACCCUUGGGAGUCGCGUUCCGCCAUUGCCUCGACUCUCCAGAAGCUCGCGUCGCUCAUUCCGGACUCGCUGGUCCAGACCAUUCUCGACUUCCUGAUCAAGCGCGAGGCCCUUGGUGACCGCAACGAGGAGGUUCGCCGUAGUAUGCUCAACGCGGCCAUUGCCCUUGUUGAGAUCCACGGUGCCAAGGAGAUUACCGGUCUCAUGGCCAUGUUUGAAGGCCACCUUACUGCCCCCUCGACGUCGCAGACUUCCGAUUACGUCAAGGAGGCUGUUGUCAUUCUCUUUGGUCGUCUUGCCGGCCACCUCGAUGCCUCGGACGAGCGUGUCCCCAAGGUCGUUGACCGUCUCAUCGAGGCCCUCAACACCCCCUCGGAACUCGUCCAGUCGGCGGUCGCCGACUGUCUCCCGGCGCUCGUGUCCGGUAUGGGCGAGGAGGAGGUCGAGUACCUUGUUGACCGCCUCUUCUCGACUCUCACCACUGGCAAAAAGUACGCUGCCCGUCGCGGUGCCGCUUACGGUAUUGCUGGUAUUGUCAAGGGCCGUGGUCUUCGCUCGCUCAAGGAGUACGACCUCAUGGACAAGCUCACCGAGGCUGCCGAGGACAAGGGCUCGUUUGAGAGCCGUGAAGGCGCCUGUCUCGCGUUCGAGACCCUUACCACCACCCUCGGCAAGGUGUUUGAGCCUUACAUCGUCGCGGUCAUCCCCCUCAUGCUUACCCUCUUCGGUGAUACCAACAACUACGUCCGUGAGGCCACGCAGUAUGCCGCCAAGGUUAUCAUGUCCAAGAUCUCGGGUCACUGUGUCAAGCUCAUCCUCCCCACCCUCCUCGGCGGUCUGGACGAGAAGCAGUGGCGUACCAAGAAGGGCUCCAUUGAGCUUCUUGGCUCCAUGGCCUUCUGUGCGCCCCGUCAGCUCUCGCUCUCGCUCCCCACCAUCAUUCCCCACCUUACCGACGUUAUCAACGACUCUCACGCCCAGGUCAAGUCGGCUGCCAACAAGUCCCUCAAGGGCUUCGGCGAGGUCCUCAACAACCCCGAGGUCAAGGCUAUCCAGAGCAAGCUCAUGAAGGCUCUUGCGGACCCUACCGCCAACAUUACCAGCGCUCUGUCCGCUCUUCUCAAGACCACCUUCGAGCACUACCUCGACGCUCCGUCGCUCGCGCUCGUCAUGCCCAUCAUCGACCGUGGUCUCCGCCAGCGUUCGUCCGAGACCAAGCGCAAGUCGGUCCAGAUUGUCGGUAACAUGGCAUCGCUCACCGAGGCUCGCGACCUUGUCCCCUACCUCCACGAGCUCAUGCCCCUCAUCCACGAGGUCCUUGUUGACCCCGUGCCCGAGGCGCGUGCCACCGCCGCCAAGUCGCUCGGUACCCUUGUUGAGCGUCUCGGUGAGACCAACUUCCCCGACCUCGUCGACCAGCUUCUCCAGACUCUUCGUUCGGACACGUCGGGUGUCGACCGUCAAGGUGCCGCCCAGGGCCUGUCCGAGGUUCUCUCGGGUCUUGGUAUGGAGCGCCUUGAGGGUCUCCUCCCCGAGGUUAUCACCAACACUGCCAGCCCGCGCCCCUACGUGCGUGAAGGUUUCAUUUCGCUCCUCAUUUAUCUCCCCGCCACUUUCGGUCACCGUUUCGCGCCCCACCUUGCGCGUAUCAUUCCGCCCAUCCUCAACGGUCUUGCGGACGACUCGGAGUUCGUGCGCGAGGCGUCGAUGCGUGCCGGUAAGAUGAUCAUCUCCAACUACUCGGCCAAGGCUGUCGACCUCCUCUUGCCCGAGCUCGAGAAGGGUAUGCUCGACUCGUCGUGGCGUAUCCGCCAGUCGUCCAUUUCGCUUACUGGCGAGCUUCUCUACCGUGUCACUGGUAUCAGCGGCAAGGUCGAGCUCGAGGAGGACGACACCGCUCGUGGUGCCGAGCUUGCCCGCAAGGCGCUUCUGGACACUCUCGGUGCCGAGCGUCGCGACCGUGUCCUCGCCACUCUUUACAUUGUCCGCCAGGACACUGUCAGCGUCGUUCGCCAGGCGUCCAUCCACAUCUGGAAGGCGCUCGUCCAGAACACUCCCCGCACCACCCGCGAGAUCCUGCCUGUUCUCAUGCAGCUCCUCGUCCAGCUCCUCGGAUCUACCCACAUGGACCAGCAGGAGACCGCUUCGCGCACUAUCGGCGAGCUCUGUCGCAAGAACGGCGAGCGCAUUGUUGGCGAGAUUGUUCCCAUCCUCCGCACCGCCAUUACCUCAAACGAUGCUCGUACCAAGGAGGGCGCUUGUCUUGCCUUUUCGGAUGUCAUGGAGGCUGCCUCCAAGGACGCCAUCGAGGCCCACGAGGACGUUAUCAUCUCGUCGAUCCGCGACGCCCUCGUCGACGAGGAGGCCGGAGUCCGUGCCGCCGCUGCCCGCACUUUCGACUCGAUGCAGCACUACCUCGGUGGCAAGGCUGUCGACCAGACCAUUCCCACUCUGCUCGCCGCCAUGGCCCAGCCCGGAGAGAGCUCGGAGACUGCCCUCUCUGCCCUUCGCGAGGUCAUGGCUGUCCGCGCCAACACCGUGUUCCCCAAGGUUCUCAAGGACCUCACCAAGCAGCCCAUCAGCGCGUUCAACGCCCGUGCCAUGGGUUCGCUCAUCCGCGUUUCCGGCUCGGCCCUCAACCGUCGUGUCGACGAGAUCCUCAGCGCUCUCGUGCAGACCCUCGAAGGCAGCCCCGACGAGGAGACCAAGGACGCCCUCGACGAGGCCCUCGAGGCCCUCUGCGAGACUCUGGAGGACCUGGACGGUGUCAACGCCUUUGAGAUGAAGCUCCUCGAGUGGGCCAAGGACAACAACCCCCAGCGUCGUGCCACUGCCUGUACCAUCUUUGGCAUGUUCUGCCAGCUGUCCGAGGCCGACACCGAGGACUACAACGUCAACUGGGUCCGUACCCUCAUUGGCCUCUUUGCCGACCCCGUCGAGGAGGUUGUCACUGCCGCCUGGGAGGCGCUCGACCACUUUGUCAAGACCAUUGACAAGGAGGACCUCCAGACCCUUGUUGUGCCCGUCAAGAACGCCAUUGAGGCUACCGGUGUUGCCGGUAUCCACGUGGCCGGUUUCUCGCGCCCCAAGGGUGUGCAGUCGAUUGUGCCCAUCCUGCUUGCCGGUGUUCUCAGCGGUACCCAGGAGCAGCGCCAGGAGGCUUCGAACGGUAUUGCCGACCUGGUCCAGCGUACCUCGGAGGCGGCCAUCAAGCCGUACAUUAUCCAGCUCACUGGUCCCCUUAUCCGUGUCAUCUCUGGCCAGUCCAUCUCCCCGACGAUCAAGGGUGCCAUCCUCAACACCCUCACCGUUCUCCUCGAGGAGGUGCCCCAGCUUGUUCGCCCCUUCCACCCCCAGCUUACGCGCACGUUUGUCAAGUCGGCGUCGGACCCUGCGGCCCUCUCGGUCCGCAAGAAGGCCGCCGCCGGUCUCGGCGAGCUCAUGAAGCACCAGCCCCGUGUGGACCCCCUCAUCACCGAGCUGAUCGGCGGUGUCCGCAGCGCCGAGCGCGAGGUCGCACCCUCGGUUCUCGAGGCCCUCGGUGCCGUCUGCUCGUCGGCCGGUGCCAACAUCGGUGCCGCUGCCAAGACCUCCAUCGUCGAGCUCGUCGAGGAGGCCUUCAUGGCCGGCGAGGUCGAGGCGUACAACGUGGCCGCUGCAUCCGUCGUUGCCGGCCUGGCCCAGCACGACGCCGAGGCGAUCCGCCCCAUCGCCGACACGUUCCUCGCGGCCCCCACCCCGCCCGCCGCGCUUGUGAGCCAGUGUAUCCGCGCUGUGCUCGAGACUGCCCCCGAGGCAUUCUACGCGCUCGACUGCGUCGAGGACAUUGUGCGUAAAGUGCAGACGUCGGUGGGAUCGGACGUGGGUGUCAUUGCCCGCCCGGCGCGCGAUGCCAGGGAACUGCUCCGUUCCACGCCUCCGUACGAUAAGGACCCGCAGGUGGGCGCGUUGCUGAAGUAG
This is a messenger RNA of Apiotrichum porosum, 7749 nucleotides long. It is a transcript of the gene GCN1, whose product is annotated as translational activator of GCN4. NCBI's taxonomy places the organism in Eukaryota, Fungi, Basidiomycota, Tremellomycetes, Trichosporonales, Trichosporonaceae. The transcript is spliced from 3 exons. Gene Ontology annotation, molecular function: protein kinase regulator activity. Gene Ontology annotation, biological process: cellular response to amino acid starvation; regulation of translation. The coding region runs from base 1 to 7749 and encodes 2582 amino acids. Gene Ontology annotation, cellular component: cytosol. The record is from RefSeq and is a predicted model, not a curated record.